Hydractinia symbiolongicarpus is the source of this 2140-nucleotide messenger RNA. RefSeq lists its product as uncharacterized. The transcript is spliced from 2 exons. NCBI's taxonomy places the organism in Eukaryota, Metazoa, Cnidaria, Hydrozoa, Anthoathecata, Hydractiniidae. The record is from RefSeq and is a predicted model, not a curated record. The coding region runs from base 1043 to 1786 and encodes 247 amino acids.
UACAUUGGUGACAACAGCAGUUUGGUAUUCAGAUUGUGUAUAUGAAAUAUAAAAUAAGACAAAAUGUGUAAAUCAUGUAAAUGUGCUGUACUGUGAAAUGAAAUGCUGUGGAACCAACACUGGCCAAUAAAAAUAUUCUAUAAUGUCAGUAUGAACACAAAUGUUUUGUGUAAGCAAAUAUUCAGGUGCUGGAUAUGCAUAAGUAGAAGAUGCAAUUAGCUGAGUAAUCAUUAUCUGCCUGCUUACAAAUGAAAGAGGUUGUUUCAAGUGAUAUGUUAUAUCUAAGGUUCUGAAGGGCAUGGAACUAAAAAUUUGUAGACUUUUUCAGAUUCUGAAGUUUUAGUCAAGACAAGUAAGUUUUCAUUUUAAAAACUACAUAACGAAUCACUUUUUUGUCAGAAACUUUUUGAAUGGUUCAUUUGGCCUUACUCUGUUAGUGACAAUUAAAGUAAAUCCUAUUACCAAUUCUUCACAUACUUGAUGCAUGCUGAAUGACACAUAUUGAAAAUCACCACUUACAUAUGAGAUAUGGUUAUAUAAAUGUAGAAACAUCUUCACAAAGAUGUAAAAGAAGGUGUUCAAGUGUUUAAGUUAAGUCUUUCUUAGCAUAUUGGUGGGCAUGCUGGUAGUAUUAGGACAUUUUUUUUUUACUAUUUAUCUUAUUAUAAGCUUGUUUAUAAAAAUAAAGUGUACAAGGGGGUAUGCAAUUCCAGUGGUUUCUGAAGCUGCAGAGACUUUAAUGGUUUAUAAAAUCAGUAAUAAUUCAGCUAAAAAAGAUUAAGGUGCUUCUCUGUAAGCUUUUUUCUGAAAUUUUACACCACCACCACCACCCUGUCUCCCUGCACCCUAGCUGAUCUGUCUUUUCGUCAAGAAAUAAAAAUACAGGACACUCUCCAAUCAGAGGACAAAGUUGUGUGUGUAUAAAAUGAAUUAUAAAAAAAGUGAGGUAAGAAUCAUAUUUCCAUUUUUAAAGGGGGGAUUAGGGAUGUACUUUCAGAGUUAAUUAUUAAUAUACCAUACUUUGAAGAUAUGUUACAUUGGCAUGGUUUUGAAAGAGCAAUGUAGUGGUGAUGCAGAAAUCAAUUUAACAAACGAUGAAAGAGAAAUAGUUACGUGGCGCUGUAAUUUGUCUUUUACUGUGGUGGUAGAAAGGAUUUGUAAUCAACACUAUUCCAAAUAUGUGAAAAUCUACACAUUACAUCAACGAAAAUGCUGUGAUCCCUUCAAGUUGCAUAGGAAAACAGUAACAAAGAGAUUGUCAACAGUGACAAUUAACUUAGCAAAGCAUAUGAGGAAUAGAAACUUUGCAGACACACCUGGCCAGAAAAUUUGCGAUAACUGCAGGAAAAAACUUGCUGCAGAAGAGGAUUUAUCUCAAACAGAGGAUGAAGAGUUGGACAAUUGUGGGGAAGAUUAUCAACCACAUGAAAUACAACAGUCUUUCAAAGACAGCACACUUUCUGACUUCAGAAUCUCUCCAAUAAAGAAACACAGUAAAUCAGAAAGACAUAAGCACAUUGAAAGUAAGCAGAAACUAGCUCGUGUUCAGGAAAAACUGAGCUAUGAAGUAGGGCAAUGUUACUCUUUGGCAUCACCUUCUUCAAGUCCAGUUUUUUUAAAAAAAGAACAGUUGUCAGAAUUCAAUCAACUGGAGAGAAAAGCUAGGAGUUUCGAAGAGCUUAUACAUCUAAUCAAAGAGAAAAUCAACAAUACUACUGAUAAAAGAGAAAUCAUGCGCCUCCUAACAAUUGUCCCAUCUUCUUGGACCAUCAGGGGAAACAAUUAAAACUUUCAGUGUAACCGUACGAUGUGAUGGCAUUUGGAGGAACAGUGAAAAGAAUCACAGCUGCUGAAAGUCUGAGACGACCUUACAAGGAACAAAUCCUCUCAGCAAAAGUUAUGUUUAAUUUCUGUAAAGAUAAAAUAAAUGGCAUCACAUUCUUUUACUCUAGCAAAGAAGAAUUAGAAGAAACAAGGAGUAAAAAUAUUGGCUGUUGUGAUUAUGUAACUGUCACACGCACUCUGUCAUCACUCUCUUUCUGACUUUCAAUAAUCGUACAUUUGUAUCAAGCAUUGUGAUGGUUAACCUUAAAACUUACAGUUUGUGAGUAAUAUAAGUUAAUAGAGCAUAGAGCUUAUC